CGCACGUGCGUCAACUUUAGAUGGUAACGUAAUAGACACUCAGGCGCGCGCGCAAACGCAAAGUGACCGUCUUUUGUCAGGCCCCCUCGCUCAUGACGAUAGGGAACAAAGUAAAAGUAUGGGUCAGGAGCUUGUGCAGCUUACGAAGGAAAUACCAGUGGGAGGAGAUGGACCGAAAGCAGUUGGCAAGCCGCCGGGUCGAACACGAGCCUUGUCAUUAUCCGUGAGAGCAACAACUUCUUCCUCCUCUAGAG
Molecule: messenger RNA, 254 nt
Organism: Amoebophrya sp. A25
Lineage: Eukaryota; Dinophyceae; Syndiniales; Amoebophryaceae
Source: the annotation of a GenBank genome assembly